Molecule: messenger RNA, 7649 nt
Organism: Trichoplusia ni (cabbage looper)
Lineage: Eukaryota; Metazoa; Arthropoda; Insecta; Lepidoptera; Noctuidae
Exons: 14
Coding region: 226-5205 (1659 amino acids)
Biological process (GO): autophagy
Cellular component (GO): intracellular membrane-bounded organelle
Molecular function (GO): protein binding
Source: RefSeq, a predicted model, not a curated record
UUUCCUAGAUUUUGACAGUUCGCAGCUGGUGCUGUUGGAUUGUUUCUGUUAUGGAUUUUUGAGACCUAAAAGCGUAGAUAUUACUUAAAUUGUGGCGAUAAAUUAGUAAAAUAAUCAAAAUUUACUACAUUUGUAAUAGUUUGUAACAUAUUUUUCCCGCUGGGCACAAUGUAUAAGAUUUUCUACACCCGAUUCAAUUCAAUGGUCACUUAAAUGUAAAGGGCAAUGGACCCAGUUAUAGACAAUGAGUGGCUUGGUUGCAAGAAUGAGCCAAUUGAUGAUAUGCAGAAUGUGGGCAACAUUGCUCGAAGCUGGCAGUGGCGGGAGAGAGGCAUCAACCCCUCCCACUACCCAAACAACAAGACUGUACUCGAGAACAUGGCUGAAGACAUCCUUGUACAGAAACCACUUCAAAUAAGAAGCUAUGACUUACCGGGCUUCCCAAGAUCUACAUUUUUAAUGGUUUUCAGCCCUGAUGGAACAAAAGUAGCUUCAACCCAUGGCAACCACAACGUGUACGUGUCUGAGUUGGCGAGUGGGAAGCACGUUCGUAUACUGAAGGGUCACCCGCGCACUCCGUGGUGUAUCGCCUUCCACCCCUCGCACGCGCUCCUCAUUGGUUCCGGAUGUCUCGGCGGACAAGUCCGAGUCUGGGAUAUUGCUAGUGGUGGCAGUGAAGUGUGGAAUGUUCGAAACGAAACUGUGAUAGCAUCCAUAGCUUUUCAUCCACGCGAACAGCUGUUAGUGAUAGCUACAUACAAUGAACUAUACUUUUGGGAUUGGAGCCAACCCGCGCCAUUCACUAGAGUUUCUACUAAUAAUAUCAAUGAGAAAGUCAGAUAUGUGGCGUUCGACGCGCUCGGAUACAAACUCAUUACUGGGAUAUCGCUUUGGGCGUGUGCGGGGGGGUCUACGAACAGUUCCUUAUUACAACAAAACCCGCCACCGGGCCCUACAAACCAAAGUAACAACUCCAGAAGAGAUGAUUCUGAUGACAGUCCUGGAGGAAGUCGACCCCAGGAAAGCCCGGGUUCCGCCCGCGACAUGAUUGUGAACUCUUACCAAAACUUGGUACAAAGAUAUGACAGUCUAGUGAGAAAUUAUCAAAGAUUAUUUAUGGUUCGGCACAGACUGACCAAUACUCCGCCGCCGCCCCCAAACACGACGGACAGAGGGACAGAUCCUAUGGAAACCGAUGUGUCUCCAACUGCCGGCACUUCUGGCUGGUCACGCGGUGAACAGUCUUCCACUUCACAAUCCAAUGCAAAUCCAACACCCAGUACAUCACGAGUUGAAAAUCCUGUAGCAAGUGGCAGUCCUGAGGCCGACAACAGCGGCAGCCGCCUACUAAACUUAGAUGUUUUGUCUAUUGAUGGCAAUUCUUCCAGAAAUCAAACCGCAUCAAGUUCGGAGCGCUCUCUCUUUGGGUCACGUUCCUCUGCUUUCCAACCUCUAAACGGCGCGGACCCGGCCGCCCGCCGGCCUGGCGCUAGAACUGUGGAGUACACGUGCACUCGACUGUUACCAAACCCUUUCUCUUCGUCCAGUAGCAGUAGUGUACCCAGGACUACUAGAGUCACUUUUACACAAAACCCUCCCGUAUCUAACAGCUCUACUAACACUUCGCGCACCAGCAUAUUUACCUCGUCCAGAGGCCCGACUUCCUUCGCAUUUCGACGACGAAACUUUUCCCCAUUAACACACAGUACCGACUCGCCUCGUGCAGAUCCUCCCACGGCUUCGACUAAUAACUCUGGUCCCCCUUUCCUUCCUCGCCGGUCAUUCCAAACAAAUACUUCGAACGACAGUCAACCAUCCACAUCAGGUACGUCUUCGUCGCAAAGACCAGCAAUGACUAACUCAUCCACACAGAUGAGCCCGACGACGACACCGGUCGAUGCACAAACUAUUAAUGAAAGCCUUGAUUUGAUACGUGAUAUCCUACGAGAUUCUGGUACAAGACUCUUGAAUUUGAUCACUAACAUGUCAUUGUCAACGUUGGCAAGCGUCGAACGGAGUAUCCCCAGAAGGGGUAGUGGUUCUCGAGCCCACUCUGACGAGAGUGAAAGCGGUGGCAGGACUAGGAAUGGUCGACCUCGUGUGCGUCUGUUCAGUUCCACCUGGAGCCGCGACUUUUUGUCGUCCAGUUCUGAUUCAGACAGUGAUCAGUCAUCCGAAGUCAAUAUUUUUAGAACUAGAAAUACGACCUUCCGAGAAGAGGAUUCUAGACCAAACGAUCGACCUCCAGCUGCUUCCUCGGAAAGAUUGCCAACCGCUACUGAUAGGCUUGUGUUUGAGUUAAACGACAUGUCACAGGGUGGGCCCUCUAGAGAGCAAGGAGGAAUCAAUGUAACUUCAUCAAAUAAUAGUUUUCGUGUCCGAACACAAAGCGAUUCUUUGAGCAACAAUCCUAGUACGGAGAGAACUUCUUCUACAACGGACAGAUCUGCUCCGGCAGGCGGCGGUGCAGCAGACGCGCCUGGAACUUCUGGGACGCAGACACGGUCACAACAAACAGCAACGGACUUCGAUCCCGAUAGACCUUCAACCAGCAGGGAUGACUUUUGGAACAGAGGUAGCUCUGUUCCACCUGACGAGGCUUACAGAAAAGUAAGGAGUGGUGUCAGCGCUUUACAGAAGCACACCGUGCAAUUGACGAAUCUUUGGCUUCGAGGGAAUCGCACUACCAUGAGAGAACUACGUGGUAUGUGGGAAAACCUACGCCGACGAAUAUUAGCCUUACACAGAGAAACGGGGCGUCAAGAUGUGCCCAGUUAUUAUACGAGACCAUUAUUGGAUCGUUGUAUGAUGUUGACUGAUAUGACAGGUAAUCUCACACGGUCUCCCAGAGUCCCAAGAAACUUGCACAGGCAUGAAGAUGCCAGGAGGCAUUCGACUGAGGGGCGCAACGCUCCUUCAAAUACUGACAAUGCAAAUAGUACGAAUCAGACAGACGGCGACCACAACAGGUCUAAUGACAAUGCAACUGACAAUCGACCUUCACACACAGGAAGGACUUCUAACGUAAGAUCUUCACCUACCAAUCGGGCUUCCCCAUCAUUUAGAAGAAGACUGCAAUCCAGCUAUCGUUGGCGCCCGGAAGACGAACUCAGAAGGCGAUCUCGAAACCCUACAGCUAAUCGUCUGGCACCUCGUUACACUAACCGCUCUCGCAGAGACUUCGCUCGUGCGAUUGAAAUUAGUGCAACCAGGCAUGAAAUACGUAUGCGGGCUAUGCAAGUGCUAUCAGUAAUGUUUAAUAUGAUGAUGAUGUGUCUUGAAGAACGGGGUCUCAGUCAACUUAUUAUCAGUAUGUUGAGAACGCUGAAAAGAGCAUUGGCUUUAACGUGCCUCAUUGUCAUGUCAAAUAGGAAUAAUGGUCGCACUGCUAGCAAUCAAGCACCUGCCCCACAGCCUGUAGAGUCUCUAGAUGUCGUACGUAUUCAAAAUGUAGAGCACAAUGUUGACGUAAAUGUCGAUGGUCCUGAUGACCUCAUGCCGCCAAGCACCUCACAAAACGCCGUAGAACCUGACGCAGUCGUUCAACAAAACGGCAAAGCUGAUAAAGCUACAGAACCUGCUACACCUUCAACAUCUAGAGCCGAGACAGGUGAAAGCAGUCGCAGUAAUAGUAGACCAGAUGAGACACCUUCUACUUCAGGAGGUAGCAGACUUUCACAAAGAUGGAGCAAUCGUCUAGCUGUCCAGAUAGCCGCAGCUAACAAAAAUACUUCUGCAACAGCUAGAAACAGACGAGACUUGUACAUGGAAAGUAGACGACUAAAAGCUCUCCAUAGAACUAAUCCAAGCGCACAUCCUCUCAUUAAAAGGAGAGCGGUACCUCCGAUUUCGAAUUAUAGAAUACCGGCACUAAGGUCUUUACCUAGAAGUGGCGUGCCAAGAUUCAGAACACCUAGAGUCCAGUCGCAAAAUAAUGAACCGGUCGCUGGCCCUUCGAAUGCCCCACAAAAUAAUGACAGCGGCAAUCUUCAAGAGUCACCUGGGAGCGAGCUAAUGAGCGAGUUCGAGCAUAGAGUUAAUUUUAUAAGAAUAGCACACAUGCAGGCAGUGAGGCUCAGAAAUGCAGCUAGAAGUAGAUUUAGACGAUUACAGACUAUCCGGCUGUACACGCCAUCGUCGGUGCGGGAGAUGUUCGCGCUACAAACCCACGGACAGGACGCGCCCGGUGAGCGUGGCGGGGGCGCGGGCGCGGAAGCGGGUGCGGCCACUGCGGGUGGGAGCGGGCAGGCGAGGGGGAGCGGGCAGGCGGGGGGGAGCGGGGGCGCGGGGCCCAGUCAGGGUGAAGGCGGGCGCCACCCCCUGGCGAUGUUCAGGCCGCACAUCCUGACGCCGCGCGACGACCUCAGCCACCAGUUCCACACCGUGCUCAACAACGUGGCCAUGCCGCUCAUGCAGGUCAGCGACUUCGCGCCUGCUGCCGACGGGCCGCCCGCGCCGCCGCAUCGUCUGCCGCGGAUACACGAGUAUCUACAACCUAUCAUUCUAGCUCAGAACGCGAUGGUCGUGGACGACGAAGGUGGUAGCGGAGAGGGUGGCGGCGGCGGCGGCGGCGGUGGUGGCGGCGGGGGCGGGGGCGGUCCCCCGCGGCGGCUGGCGGGCAUGGCGGGGCUGCUGGACGCUGGCAUCAUCUCCGAGGCAUUGCACGCGCCCUCGCACCGCGUGCAGGCCUGGGACUUCACCACCGGCAACACACCCGAGAUAGCCGACAGUACGAAAAAUGUGGUAGUGCAAAGGUGUAGAAUUCAUAAUGACGCUAGUAUCGACAUAUCUAAAGAUGGCAGACUGUUAGUGGCGCUGCUCCCAGUGCCGAGAUUAAGAAACACGAACCACUGGCUCGGUGUGUACUCGUUGGAGUGGGCGCGGCUGGGCCAGUGCCUGCACACGGCGGUGCUGGAGCAGAGCGCGGUGUCGGUGGCGCUGUCGCCCACGGCGCGCCACCUGGCCGUGGGGCUGGGCUCGCGCAGGUUCACCACCGCGCCGCACGCACGCAACAACGUCAUCGCGCUGCUCUACAGGCUUGAGCCGUUAGAGAGUUCAAGUCGAACUGGCUUGUCUCCGAUCAAGGAGUUGGAACAGAACUGGGAGCAUGGGUUCACUAGUCUUAACUGUCUGCGGUGGGCGCCACAGCCGGGACAGGGCCUCGUCUACGCCAACAACACCGGCCAACUUAUCAUCAUGAGCUAAGUAGUAUAAAAAAAAUGAUAUAAAUAAAGCCUUUGAUGCUGUAUAUCACUGCCACGCUACUGCCUACUCUAUAUCAUUCUAAACGUAAAUCUAUUUACGCGUGUGUGGCAAGUUCUCUAUUUAUAACUGCUGAAAACAUUGAUUCACAAUUAUUAUAUUUCAUAAUGUAAUGAGUGUCAAGUUGUAUUAUUUAAUAAUAUCAUAAUACCAUAAUAUUAAGAUGGACUAAUCACAGAUUGUCUGUUUAAGUCAAUCAGAUUUAUACAUAAAUAGUUUGUAAUAUCCAAUACCAAUGUUCUAUAAAUUGUAAUUGAUCUCUUGAAUCAUUGGGUUGGGACUUGAAUGUGUUUGGUGUAAUCACAGAAAAAUGUACUGUCUGUUAUAGUUCCGAGAGUUGAAACUUGUAUGCAUGUAUUACAUUUCAUGUUGCCAACAUAAAUAUACCUAAGCCAAGCCAGCAGAAUAUUGAGACGAGUAAUACAUACAUAGAAGUAUAGAUAUAAUCGCCAGUCGUUAGAUAUUUUAUUCUUAGUAAUAAUCAGAAAUUCUGAAAAUUUAUAGUCUACCUAUUCUAUAUUUUUUAAGUUAUUUUUCUUUUAUAUUAUUUGUGUUGUUAUACACUGUCUUCGUAAGUAAAAAUUAAAUUAUUUUUGGUUGUAAAGAAACAUGAAAUAUGUACUCAUUUAUCACGCAAUCAUGUAUAGUUGUAUGCGGACAUUUCUAAAUUAUUUAUGUAAUAAGUUUUCAUCACAUUUAAUACUCUCACGAAGGCAGUGGUUUCGGUUCUUCCAUAAUAUUAUAACUAUUCUGGCGCAUCAUUUACGUCUAUUAUUAUUUGGUCCUAUCAAUAUAAUCUAUAAAUACUUCGUGUUCCUUUUACUUUUACGUAUUUAAUUUUAUUUAAAGAGUAAAAAAACAUUUUAGGCUGGGACUUGUUUCCGGUUCUCUUCUAUUCUAACAUACCGUUUUUACUAUUUGUCACCUAACAUUUCUUAGCUUUAUCGUUUUAUUAUUAAAUACCCCAAGAAAUACCGGAGCCACGAAGCCCAAGCCUAAGACUGAUUUUUUUCGCGUUUAUAGACUGAUGUUCGAUUCAACCAGGGUACGAUGGGAUAGAAAUUGUGACGCCGUGCGAACUUGAAGGGGAAAUAGAAAAUAAAAUAUUUAUUAAAAAAAUCGACGUAUAUGAAAUAUGUUUACUCCACAAACAGGGGCCAACAUACAUUACACAAACUCGCAUAAAUUCGCGAAAGAAACAAGAUUGGUUCAUUGUGAUUGAAAGGGACUUCUUUGUUAAUGGCCCUGCGCAAGUAAACGGCAGUUCAAUGACACUUCCGACCUUUGUGCUUAUUGAUCGACGGUAAUGACUUUUCACUGCCUUUUACAAGAUGUAGCUAUAGCCCUGCUACUGCUUAGCGACCUGAAAUUGGUCUUAGUCAUUAGCGGGUUUUGUAUAACGACCUUUCGAUAGGUCUUUUCAAUCCUGUGGACGUCGUAGCCCCAUAUACGCCGGCUCUAUUUCUGGGAAAAAAACUAUAUUCUACAGUAAAGAAUAAUAGGAAUCUGAUAAGUUUUCAACAUGAAAUUACUGUUGAGAUAAAGAUCGUCUAAAGAAAUUGUAUACAGUCAACUAAACGUUUAUAAAAUAUGUAUAUGUAAGUUAAUCAUGCUCUGUCAGGCUAGUUAAUUAUUGCUUCGUAGGUUAUUUCCUUAUAUUGAUGGUUUGCUUUUGUCGAGACUGUCAAAUAUCAACAAUUAUCUAAUCGAAUCGUAAGUAUAAUAAAAGCUAGAUGUCCCAACUAUUUCCUAACAUAUUUUAUGUCGUUGACCCCUUCAGUAAACAUAUUAAGUAUAUUAAUGUAGAUUUUCAAAUCUUUAGGUACGUUGUUACUAUGUGUCAUUUCAUUACUUCUAUAUAGAAUGUAAGAUAUCAUUUAUUUUACAGUUUUGAGUUCAAGAUAACUUUAUCCGCAGAAUAUUUUUGUACUUCACAUAAAAUAUGGUGAACACAUAAAUUCUAAGACAGGAAUGGCUAAUGCAAAUAGCUUUGCAGAAUAGUGUUUCUAAUAAAAGCAACGGCUUGUCGCGAUUCCUGGCGGCUUAUAUUCGCCAUCUUCCUGAAUAUAUUUCUUGCGGAAUUACUGAACUGAAAAAACGUGUUUACCGAAUAGAUAGGCAAUUUUAAUGUAAUAAAAUAAAUUCAAAAACACGUUUAAAAACGAUCUUCCAAUUAAAAAAAAUGAAUGAAACUAAUACCAGAAUUAUUUAUCAAAUACCAACAUGAAAUUUAUUCAGCGGAUAAACUUACCAUUUUAUGUAAAUAUUUUGACUUUCAAAUAAUUUGUGAUAAUUGUAAGAAUAGUUAAAAAUAACUGUACAGUUUUUUUUAAUAUAAGAUUCUGUGUACAGAUCCCUUUUUGUGUCUAAUAAAAUCCUAAUAGUUG